AUGUUUGCGUCAUGGCCCAUGGCCACAUGCACCCCUGUCCUACGUAGCCCCGUGGCCGCCAAGGUCGGAGGCAGCAGCCGCCGCCCGCAGCAAAACGGCAACGACGUAUACACCACGUUCGCCAACAAGGUCAUCUUCACCCCCGAGGCCAACUUCACCGACCCGCGCCCCCCGCUCGUGCACUUUCCCAUCUUCGAGAGCCGCGACCACGGCGCGACCUGGAAGGAGAUCUCCCAGGUCCACGACACCGUCAACGGCUGGGGGCUCCGGUACCAGCCCGACCUCUUCGAGCUGCCCCGCGCCGUCGGCGAGUUCCCCGCCGGCACCAUCAUCUGCUCCGGCAACAGCAUCCCCACCGACCUGAGCCAAACCCAGAUCGACGUCUACGCCUCCCGCGACAAGGGCAGGACGUGGGAGUUUGUCAGCCACGUUGCUGCCGGCGGCGUUGCUAUCCCCGUCAACGAGGAGACCCCCAUGCACGAGGACACCGUCAUCCUCUACUACGCCGACCAACGCCCCGAAGGCCACGGCCAAGUCAUCUCCCACCAAACCACCCAGGACCUGCGCGCCUGGUCAGACGUCGUCCACGACAUCAUCUACGACGACCCCACCGACCGCCCCGGCAUGCCCUCCGUCGCCCGCUUCCCCGACGGCCGCUACAUCUACGCCUACGAGUACGGCGGCGACCCGGCCUUCUCCGACUACCGCUUCCCCAUCCACUACCGCAUCGCCGAGGACCCCACCAAGUUCCACGACGCCCCCGACCACCUCGUCGCCUCCAACGGCCGCUCCCCCACCACCGGCCCUUACAUCGGCGAGGUCUGGUCCAACAAGGCCCUCGGCGACCCCGCCGCUUGGAAGUACCACGCCGUGCCCCAGCCCAGCGCCUACACCCGCAACCUCCGCAUCUUCAAGGACAGGCCCGACCUCAUGAUCAUCGCCGGCGCCGGCUACCUGCCCCCAGCGACUCCAACAAGGUCAGCCUCAGCGUCGUCGACCUGA
Messenger RNA from Parascedosporium putredinis, 1002 nucleotides. NCBI's taxonomy places the organism in Eukaryota, Fungi, Ascomycota, Sordariomycetes, Microascales, Microascaceae. The record is from the annotation of a GenBank genome assembly.